UACUGGCAGGUUGGGGAAGUUGUGAAGAUGAUGGAGAGUGAACUUGGAAGUGGAUGGAUUAUGCACAAGUUGUGUAAGGUGUAUCUGUUCAUUUUGUCCCAAAGGAUUGUUGGGUGUCUAGUUGCAGAGCCAAUAAAAGAAGCACACAAAGUCCUCUCAUGUGCAGUUAAUGGAAGUUCUGAUGGUACUACUACAAAUGAACCAAAACUAACCACUCUCCAAUUUGGGGAUAUCAGAUUUCAAAGGGAAGUCAUGAGAAAAGCCCCUUCUGUUCCUGAAGCUUUGAACGAGAAUCUCAACGGUGCUAUAUUUUGUGAAGAGGAAGCAGUGCCUGCUGUCUGCGGCAUCAGAGCCAUUUGGGUCACUCAAGCUAACAGAAGAAAACACAUAGCCACCCAGUUACUGGAUGCCCUGAGGAAAAGUUUCUGCAUGGGAUUUGUCCUUGAACACUCUCAAUUGGCAUUCUCUCAACCAACAUCAGCUGGAAAGGCUUUGGCA
Molecule: messenger RNA, 498 nt
Organism: Prunus avium (sweet cherry)
Lineage: Eukaryota; Viridiplantae; Streptophyta; Magnoliopsida; Rosales; Rosaceae
Source: RefSeq, a predicted model, not a curated record